This is a messenger RNA of Plasmopara halstedii, 555 nucleotides long. RefSeq lists its product as uncharacterized. Lineage: Eukaryota; Oomycota; Peronosporomycetes; Peronosporales; Peronosporaceae. The transcript is spliced from 4 exons. The record is from RefSeq and is a predicted model, not a curated record. The coding region runs from base 1 to 555 and encodes 184 amino acids.
AUGAACUGCGCCGCACCUGUCCCCGUAAUAACGGCGGAGAUGCAGCAAGACCACAAAGUAGUAGGUGCGAAGAUUCGUGUCGAAACAAACAAACAUGAGACUUUUGAAGGCACUGUAUUUACGCUGGAUCCUGUCGCCAAUUUUCUUGUGCUUGAAGAGAGAGACGGGGCUAAACUCAGGACGCUUAUCUUCCAUUGCAAUGCGUUGCAGAAGGUUGAGGUGCUCGAAGAAGCUCCUUCUGGUCUUAUGCUGAAGCUGCCGGUCAUCAGUGCUGACGAGCUGCAGCGCUUAGAGCAACAAAACAAGGAAAAAGCCGAGAAGGCACUAGCUUCUAUCGGACAGGGUGUUACCGGGGAAGCUCAGGCCAUUUUUGAUGCUCUUAAUAAGACGAUGCCGUGUAAAUGGGAAGGGAACGCUAUUCGAGUUAUGGGUGACGUGACGAUCAAACCGCCGUAUCACCCACAGAACUGCAUGAGUACGAACAAUCUGGUGCUGUCGCGUGUUAAGAAAGUGUUGGAGGGAGAGAAGAGUAAACUGUCAAAGAGAAAGAAGUGA